Messenger RNA from Syngnathoides biaculeatus (alligator pipefish), 2190 nucleotides. RefSeq names its product zinc finger GATA like protein 1 (gene zglp1). Gene Ontology annotation, biological process: spermatogenesis; oocyte development; regulation of transcription by RNA polymerase II. The transcript has 5 exons. Bases 220 to 1608 code for a protein of 462 amino acids. Lineage: Eukaryota; Metazoa; Chordata; Actinopteri; Syngnathiformes; Syngnathidae. The record is from RefSeq and is a predicted model, not a curated record. Gene Ontology annotation, cellular component: nucleus. Gene Ontology annotation, molecular function: zinc ion binding; sequence-specific DNA binding.
CACUCCAGUUAGUAACGGGAAAUUAUGUCGCGUGUGUUUCUAAUCGAUCCACGGACAAAUGUGAUAUGAAAUAUCAUUUUCGUUGACGAUCGGCGUAAAUAAUUAGCCAACGGGCAGUCAGGUGCUACCAAUCAAGCUAAGUAGCCUCACCCUUGUCGGAUCCUUGCCAGAAUUCAUCAAAAACGAUUCCACAAUCGAGCUGCGUGAUUUCUGUAAGAUAUGAACACAGUUCAAAGGUCAGACGUGGCCCUCUUCCAGCGAUGCCCGAGAGAGGCGGAAAAAGAAGGCCCCAAAUCUGCGCUGGUCUACCUUUUCCAGGAGGUUUCUAACCUUGAGGUCUCGUUGCAGAGCGGCGACCUCGACACCAGGUCGCUGCCCUGCUCGCUCGAAGACGCUCAAGCCGGAAGUCCUCCAAGCUCCAGCCCCCCAACUUUAAUAUCACCGUACGAACGCCAUGACCACGUGUUCAGCGGGGAAAUGGAAUUCCUAACGGAGUGCCCACCUGGCGCCCACAGCACUUGGCGAUCGUUGAGUCUGAUCAACCUGCAGUGUGAGAGGCUCAUGGACCUCAGGGAUGAGGAAUCAGAACCAGGACUGCCGUUUCCCAAUAUAUGGGCCGUCCCUUCUGCACAUGCAUCAAGAUCUUUUGAAGGAACCGAUGCCAGCGUCGUUGCAGAAGAAGUUCUGGCAUAUUCUCAGCAAUUUGAAGCCGAUCCCGAGUUGAGUGUUUACGUGUUGUCGGAGGGCAGUCGGGACAGCUCCUCUGCUGAAGAUCGUCGUGCCGGCGCCAGUGUUUCAGGAAGUUCUUGGUCACAUGUACACAUGUUGGACGCAUCCCCUAAUAGUCAAACGGGUUUCGACUCCAAUAGCCUGGAGCGAUCACGGCCGGCUCACGUCUUCGGCCGCAACGAGGACCUGAUGUUGAACCACCAGGGGCCCUCGCAACCAGAUGAAGUGUCAUCAAAAUCACACGGCGCGCAUGUUCAAGUUGAGGAGACGCUACGGUGCUCGCCCGCCACCGCGGCGUCCUCGCAGUUGAGGUCAAAUGAGGGAAAUGAAACACCCGCGUUACACCACUCGCCGAGAACCAAAAUACUCAGGAAGCAACCCAAUCCGAGACGCAGCGCUGAUAUCCGAGACCCGAACUUCCGGGGAGUGAGGUUCCGGAUCGGCGCAGAGCUGAAUGACGGAGGGGAGGAGUGUCGGCUCAUCGUAACUUCCAAGUACAGCGAAGGGCUCGGCAAGAGUGUGCAGAAAUCCGGGAAGAGGAGGAAGACCCGAACGUCUCGGACGGCCUGGAGCUCCGAUGAGGAGAGUAAACCCACUGCUUCAAGGGGCAAAGUUUGCGCAUCAUGCUGCACCACAAAGACCCCCAUGUGGAGGGAUGGAGAAGAUGGGACCCCUCUCUGCAAUGCUUGCGGCAUAAGGUACAAGAAGUACAGAGUGCGUUGCGUCAACUGCUGGAAUAUCCCGAAAAAAGAAAGCAACUCCAACACGUGCUGCCUCAAAUGUGGAAAUUUUGUGAAGCCGACGUCCACUCAGCGCAAUCGCAGCAUCUCGGAGAAAACGUCCACUUUUACCGCCACGCGGAGCUGCGCAAACACUUGAACGCCACAUUUCGACACAAACUCGCCUCAGAAAUCUGCACUGGUGUGUUCACUGCCCCCUUUUUUUUUCUUUUUUUAAAACACUCAAUAUUGUGUAAAACAUUAGCUCCACUAUGCUAAGAAACUUACGACAACUCAAAUGAACAAAAAACGGUGGCGCAAAAAAAAAAAAAAAUUUUAAUGCCUCUUAAAGAGGAAAAAAAAACACCAUAAAAAUUUGUAAUAUUUAAAUGUUUGUUGUGGCUGUUCAGUUUAAAAAAAAAACAACAUAUAAAUGCUUGAGCAUAUCUUUGACUUUUCUGAGGAAAAAUGUGACGCUGACCCUCGCAGUUCAAAGGUCAAUUGUUAGGUGGCCAAUGCUGGACUUUUGUUAAGGGUGCGUUCAAUGCCGCAAAGUGUACAAUUUGGUUUUUGGGAGGUUUUUUGGGUACUCUAUCUUAUGAUCCUUGUUUUUGUCAGUGUGGUCUUGGAAUGUUAAAUUUUUACGUGUUGGCGGUUUUGGGUAUUGGCUAUUAUUUCAUUAUUGAUUCAUUGGUUUUCUUGGCACGCGUGCUUGUGAAGUUAUUAAAAAAAAAGUACAUUU